This is a messenger RNA of Papaver somniferum (opium poppy), 927 nucleotides long. RefSeq lists its product as uncharacterized. Bases 1 to 927 code for a protein of 308 amino acids. The transcript has a single exon. Lineage: Eukaryota; Viridiplantae; Streptophyta; Magnoliopsida; Ranunculales; Papaveraceae. The record is from RefSeq and is a predicted model, not a curated record.
AUGUCUGCAUCUACUCCAUCUUCUCCCAACUCUCCAGUGCAUGACAACAUUUCUUCCCAAAACACUGAACCUCUGCCCAAUCCUUCAGCUCUUCCUAGAACUCUAGACCCUUAUAUCAUUCAUCCUAGUGAUAAUCCCGCAACUGUGCUAUCCUCUCCUCUUUUACAAGGAGAUAACUACGGUUCAUGGGUUAGAGGAAUCACCAAGUCUCUGAAUGCCAAAGGCAAGCUUGGUUUCGUUGAUGGCUCCCUUCCUCCUCCAACAGAUCCAUUGCAGUUUCAAUGCUGGAAGAGAUGUGAUGAUCUCGUGGGAAGUUGGCUUCUAAACUCUUAUCAACCAGAUAUCAGGGCUAGCUGCCUGUAUGCUGCCAACUCUCAUGCUAUCUGGAAAGAUCUGCAAAUCAGGUUUUGUGUCUCCAAUGCCCCUAUUCUGUUUCGUUUAAAAUCUUCCAUUGCUUCAAUCAAACAGGAAUCAAUGCCUGUAUCUCUUUACUAUACCAAAAUAAAAACUCUUUGGGAUCAAUAUGACUCCCUGGUUGCUUCUACGGAAGCAUGUGUCUGUGGUGCUGGCAAGCAUAUGCUUGAAAGACUCGAAAGAGAACGUGCCAUGGAGUUUCUGCAGGGAUUACACGACAAGUUUUCCAACCUUCGUAGUCAGAUCCUCACUAUGGAUCCCUUCCCAAGUGCACUUCGUAUCUUCAAUCUUGUUCAGCAGGAGGAGGAACAGCAGCAUAUCACUCAUUCUCCUCUGCCAACUGUUGAUGCCGCUGCUCUUGCUUCGGCUCGAAAUUUUCAGUCCAGCUCUCGUCCGCCAUCCAAUCAGAACAAGCGUCAGCGUCCCUUUUGCGACUAUUGCAACAGGCUAGGCCAUGUUCGAGACAAGUGCUACAGGCUCCAUGGUUUUCCCCCUACCAACAGUUCUUCAUAG